Molecule: messenger RNA, 1745 nt
Organism: Taeniopygia guttata (zebra finch)
Lineage: Eukaryota; Metazoa; Chordata; Aves; Passeriformes; Estrildidae
Gene: RBMX2
Product: RNA binding motif protein X-linked 2
Biological process (GO): mRNA splicing, via spliceosome
Cellular component (GO): precatalytic spliceosome; catalytic step 2 spliceosome; U2 snRNP
Molecular function (GO): RNA binding
Source: RefSeq, a predicted model, not a curated record
GCGGGACCCGCCCGGACCCCAAUAAAGGCUCUGAGCCCCCUGCGCCCCGACUCUUGCUUUGCGUUACCGCCUGCGAUCGGCUCGGCUCGGCCGCGAUCGGCCCGCUCGGCGAGUAGCGCUCGGCUACAAUCGGCCCGAUUCGGCUACAAUCGGCCCGAUUCGGCUACAAUCGGCCCGAUUCGGCCGUGCUCGGGCUAUCUCGGGAAUUAUUGCCCUGACUCGGUUACAAUCGGCCCGACUCGGCCACACUCGGCUACAAUCGGCCCCACUCGGCUGCUAUCGGCUGCGUCCGCCUCGGCUCGGGGCGGGGCGGUGCGUUGCGCAGGCGCAGUGCGCGCUGCCGCCGCCAUGAACCCCCUGACGAAGGUGAAGCUGAUCAAUGAGCUGAACGCGCGGGAGGCGGAGCUGGGCGUGCAGGAGGCGGUGUCGUGGCACGCGGAGUACAAGGACAGCGCUUGGAUCUUUGUGGGCGGGCUGCACUACGCGCUGACGGAGGGCGAUGUCAUCUGCGUGUUCUCGCAGUACGGCGAGGUGGUCAACAUCAACCUCGUGCGGGACAAGAAGACCGGGAAGUCCAAGGGCUUCUGCUUCCUGUGCUAUGAGGACCAGAGAAGCACCAUCCUGGCUGUGGAUAACUUCAAUGGGAUCAAGAUCAAGGGACGGACCAUCCGCGUGGACCAUGUGGCCAACUACCGGCCCCCCAAGGAGUCUGAGGACUGGGAUGACGUGACUAGAGCCCUCGAUGCCAAGGGCUGCGGGGUGAAAACGCCACCUCACACCUCGUCCGACUCCCUGUCUGAGGAUGAGGAGGUGCCCGUGAAAAAGCAGAAAGAGAAGCAGCGGAGCAGAGCAGAACGGUCAAAGUCGAGCCCACAGGCUGGGAAGCGGGUGAGCACGGAGGAGCCCCAUCCCAGGAUCAAGAUCAAGAAGGAGAAGGAGGACCCCGGGUACGAGCGCUAUGCUGGCGGGAGCACCGACAGGAGCACCGGGAGCACCGACAGGAGCGCCGGGAGCACCAACAGGAGCACCGGGAGCACCGACAGGAGCGCCGGGAGCAGGACGCAGCGCGAUGAGGAGCAGCGGCGGCACCAGCGGCACUCGGACAGCAGGGGGGACAAGAACUGCCGCGAGCAGAGGGGCCAGAGCAGCUCCUGGGAGGAGCGGGAGAGGAGGGAGGAGGCUGGCAGGAGGGGCGAUGGGCACAGCAGCCGGCAAGACGGGUCCCCCAGGGGAGGCAGAUCCCGGGAGCCCCAUUCCAGGCACAGGGAGUGGGGCUCUGGCAGAGACUCCAGCCGCUGCUGAGCCCUCGGUGAGCGUUGCGGUGAGGGAGGCUCUGAGCCUGCCUAAACCUGCUCCAGGCUCCUGGGAUGCUGCGGCUGGACCUUUCACCUGGGAGCUUCCCCUUGCCUCUCAUCCCACCCUGGGCUGGGCUCUCCACGCUGCCCGUUCUGCUGGCUGGGACAGCGGUUUGUCCUGUGACCAAGGAGGGUGCCAAGCAGUGAAGGCUGGGAGCAGCAGCAGGAUGCUCCCCUUCCCUAAAUCCCUUAGGGCAGCGUCCCCCUCUUGCUCUGGGGGCAGAGGUUGCUGCUGGGUGUCUCCUCUGGCCUCCUGGGCCAGGUUUGGGCCCUGUGCCAACCCAGCGUCAUCUGGAAUUCCAUGAUGUAUCCACAGGGAUACACUGCUGUGCUGGGGUGAUUUGUCAUGGAUUUGUUUAAAUGUUUCUUAAUAAAAGUUCCUGUUAGGGA